Mycetomoellerius zeteki is the source of this 3970-nucleotide messenger RNA. RefSeq lists its product as uncharacterized. Lineage: Eukaryota; Metazoa; Arthropoda; Insecta; Hymenoptera; Formicidae. The coding region runs from base 68 to 2380 and encodes 770 amino acids. The transcript has 3 exons. The record is from RefSeq and is a predicted model, not a curated record.
CAGGGUCGAUGUGCUGGUCGUAGGAUAACGGUGAACAGCUCGAUUGCGACACGUAAACACGCACAAUAUGGCUAGCGCGAUAACGAUGGGUCUGCGUCGCAGAGCACCGGUGAACAGUUCACCGACUCCGUCAAGCCAAUCACUGUCCACGACGACUGGAGCGUCGAGCAAGCGCUCGAGAAGCGAGAACAACAACAGCCCGUCCCACGGCAAUUUGAACUCGAUGAACAACACUCGGGACGAGCCACCGACGAAGAAAUCUCGCGGGACCUCGACGAGCGGAGGGAAGAACAGUGGCUGCCCCACUUCCUCCAACUCGGCAUCCUCGAUUUCAACGACCACGAGUAUCUCAACCGACAGCCCGAUUUCGAAGAGUCGCGGUACUUCCGUCUCAAGAUCGGCUACACAGACCAAAUCAUCGUCCACUUCGACGGCUGCCAACACGGCCUCCUCCUCGACGAGCGAUAUAUCGAACGGUUCCGUACUCUCGACUAGCUGGCCGACCACGUCGAAUAUGUCGGAUGUGCCAUCGUACGCUUCCGUAACCGGGCUGGGCUUGACGGGUGCACAAACGGCUGGCCUGUGCGCUGGAAGCCUCGCCAUGCCACCUACGCCGAUUCCCUACAUGUCGACCACCAUGGCGACCUUCGUCGGCAACGCCACAAACCUCGGCAAGAGCUCGUCCGUCUCGUACCUCGACAUCUCCAACAUGACCGGUGGUUCCUUAGCCGCUUCCGGCGCCGCGAACUCGUUAAACGGUGGAUACGCAGCGAGCGGUACUGCCACAGUGGACACAAAGAGCGGAAUAGCGAUGUCGUAUUCGACGAUGUCAUCACCGAAUAUGAAUGGCGGCGCGUAUGGUAUGCAAAAGGGCCCGAAGGGAGUCGACGGAGCCGCCGCGUCACCAAGGAAAUUUCAAAACGACUCCAUGUUCAAUACUUAUCAGCCGUGGGUGAUCAAGACGUACGGUGAUCUUGCCAAGACUAAAACGAUCACCAUCAAGAAGUACGCGCGUAUUUUGCGGACUUUACGGGGCGAGGAAGUGAACAGCGCCGAAAACAGCAAAUUCCGCUUCUGGGUCAAGAGCAAGGGCUUCCACAUCGGUCAGCCGGAAGGUUACGACGCGAAAGCGGCCGACAGGAUUAUUGGACGUCACGCCGUCACGAGUCCAGGCUUGGAUCCACCGCUCUACGUGCCCACGCAGCCGCCGCACAACAAGGCGUUAAAUGGUGCCGAAGGUACAGUCCCACCUGGAAGAGUGUAUAAAAAAGUCGCGAUUGUGGAGAAUUUCUUCGAUAUCAUCCACGCCGUUCAUGUUGAUCUCGAAGGACGUCCUGGGAAACAUGCUGGUCAGAAGCGCACCUACAGAACGAUUACAGAGACGUAUGCAUCCCUGCCGCGAGAAGCAGUAACGCGAUUUCUGCUAGGUUGUACGGAAUGUCAGCGACGUCCGCGGACGCCCAGUCCAACAAACUUAUCUAAUCAGUCGCAGUCCACCCAGCCAGCGACACUGGGGACAACGUCAACCCCGCUGAGCCCGAAUCCCGGUAACGCCGCUCUUGCGACCUCGUCGUCGUCGACGACGACAUCUUCAUCGGUGCAAAAUAGCUCUAAGCCGCGUAACAGCGGCCAACAUGCGUCAUCGGAGGGCAAGAACUUGCACAACUACAGGCACCAAAAGCAGCACAAGACCGGCGCUGGUAGCGCCGCUGCAGACUCGAAACUCGACAAGGACAAAGAUGAGAAGUACAAUCCAUUGAGUAUUACGAACUUAUUGAAGAAGGAGCCGGUAAACGGUGGUUAUCUCGCGAAUUCGGAUGCUUUGCCGGAAUCGAGGAGAACGCCGGAGUCGGAUCGAGCGAGUUCGAAGAGCUCGGCAUCGUCAAAGAGAAAACGGAUGCUGCCGGAGGGACGGACACCCUCGCCGCAACCCAGCCAGCCGUUGCCGAGGCCAUGGAGCCCCGGGCUGGACCCCAAGAACACGCCCAUCGACUAUAGCUGCUUACCUAUCACCACCUCGUAUUUGAAGCAUCAGCAGAGACUGCUCCAGGAGAAGAACAAGGCAGCCGCUGCUAAUACGCUGAGAGAGCCUGAAACGACGGAAUCGAAGGCCGUCACGACACCGCUCGUCGAGGAGACCGAGAGCGCUGAGAGGGAGAGAUUUUCACCGGCGACUGGUCUGAUCGACACGAACCUCAAUCUACUGGCGACCAUCCAGCAUCUGCACUGCCAAGUGAUGUUGGCGCUCACCGAACGAUUGAGACCGUCAUUCGCGGUGCCGAGUCCUUCAAUUCUACCACCGGCAUCGACUAACGUUUUGGCGGGUACGAUGAUGAUGGGCACGGAAGUUUCGGUUCAAACAGGAGAGAAUCAUUCGUGAAUCAGUAACGGAAAGGAAGAGAAUGCUCGAUUUUUAUAGUGACUUUCUUCACCUCUAGGAGGUGCGUAAAAGGCAAUGUAUUAUGAUUAUCAAGAAAAACGAUAGAUUAGUAUUUCCGUGAACAGAAUUAAUUCCCAUCGAUAAUACUGCCUGAAAGUCUUGCAUAUAUCGAGAUUAUAUAUUCGUUCUAGACAAGCGUUCGCGAUAAAAAGAUUAAGCCGAUCAGACAACGGAAGUGUGCAUUUAACAAAAAGACACGUGUUAAAAUUCGACCGCCUUAUUUGCGAUUUUGUCACAGUCACGCGGUUACACGAGGCUCCGCAUACAAAAUGUCGAUCGCGGUCACUCUUCAUCUUUAAUUCGUUCCUAAAUACGGUAUCCGUUUGAUGUGCGCGAUUGCGAAUACAGCGAUGGCUGCUCGCCAUCCCGCUUUUGGUCGAGAAGCGAAACGACAGAUAAACGCAAUUACAUAUUGAACCGGACGGGAUCGAUUAUUGUCGUCGGUGCUCGUGUCACAUAUUUCAUCCGAUCAGGCCGACCAGCCUGACGCUUGCUUGCGUUCGACGUCGCCCGAUAUAGACGACGGGCCAAGCGAGCAGAAUAAUUCCCCAAGUCUGUCGAAAUACGGGUCGAUGUGUCAGGGAUUCGCGCUUUCUAUGUCCGAUAUUUAGAAAUCCGUUACGCGGAGAGCGGAUCGCGAUCCGUUCCAAAUCGAUCCAUCCAGACGGGGCAAAAGCGACAGUCCGCGCGACGACACCGCGAAGGUCCUGAAUAUUCAACGAGCCAGCGAGAUGGGGUGAGUCCGAGAGGAAAAGAGAGGGAUAGAGAAGGAGAUCCGAUUUCUCGUUUUCGGGUGUCAUCCGACGAAUCCGACAACAUUCAGCGUCGUUGUCGACCUGACGAAUUGUCUUUCAUCUUUUAAGCGCGACGAUUCGCUCCGACUAAUUAUAACAUGUACCAAAAUGGUCAAUUGAUGCUUCAGAUGAAUGAUGAAUUUUUGUAUUUUAUCGUCUUCCCGUAGUGAGAAUAUCCCGGCGCUAAUAAUUUCUGUGUUAUAAAUCAUAAAAACAGAUUGCGCAAGUUAAGCUUUGGAGCGAUAAAUAAAUAAUGUAACAUUACCUGUCGAUACUGUUCAAUCUUUCAGAGGACGAACUUUCUUUUAACAGAAUUUUAUUUAAGGCUCGUUGGAGGAAAAAAGAGAAAACUUUUCCGGGGGAACAUGCUUGUCGAGUUUGAAGUAACUUGUUUCGUCUUUUUGUCUGUUUAAGCGAUGUAAUACCCUCUCAAUCUCGGACAGUAUGAAUUAAUAUCGAUUAAUACGCGAUCGAGUAACAUCUCAUUGACAAGGAAAGGGCCGGCUGCAUCUAGUCGGCGUCUUAUUCUAUCUUUUAAUCGUAAUAAUAUCGCGCGUAAUUACGCGCAUUGGGGGGAUAUCCAAGGCGAGCCUGAAUGCGCGACUCGUCUUGUAACGUUUCGCCGAACCGGUCGAGAUCCGGUAUUAUAAUAUCUGCGAGCCGCAAACUUCUCUUAUAUUGUACUAAUUGUCAUGUUAUUGCCAUUAUUAAUGCAGCGACUUUUGAACAAUACUGU